Prunus avium (sweet cherry) is the source of this 1624-nucleotide messenger RNA. The record is from RefSeq and is a predicted model, not a curated record. Lineage: Eukaryota; Viridiplantae; Streptophyta; Magnoliopsida; Rosales; Rosaceae.
AAAGCAUAUCGGAUCAUGGUACAGAUGGAAAAGUUGGGAAUAAGACCAGAUGUCAUUACAUAUACCACACUGAUGUCAGCAUUUUAUAAAGAAAACUGGUGCGAGAUUGGAAAUGGUUUAUGGAAUCUUAUGGUGCUGAAGAGGUGUUUGCCUAAUCUUGCAACUUUCAAUGUUAGAAUCCAGUAUUUGGUUAACAGAAGACGAGCAUGGGAAGCUAACAAAUUGAUAGGUUUGAUGCAGAAUGUUGGGAUAACACCUGAUGAGGUCACAUAUAAUUUGGUGAUCAAAGGGUUUUUCCAGGCCGGGUAUCUUGAAAUGGCUAAAAGGGUGUAUUCUGCUCUACAUGGAAAGGGAUACAAGCCAAAUAUCAAAAUUUAUCAGACCAUGAUUCAUUAUCUUUGUAAAGGAGGGGAUUUUGAUUUGGCAUAUACUAUGUGUAAAGACUGCAUGCAAAAGAAUUGGUAUCCGAAUGUGGAUACCAUUCAUACAUUGCUUGAAGGCCUAAAGAGGGGCAAGCAGCUUGGUAAGGCUAAGGCAAUCAUGAUGUUGGUUCGGAAAAGGGUGCCUCCAUUUUCUUCAAAACAAUUGGGGGAUUUACAAACCAUACUGAGCAAGAGUUGAAUUAAGAUGAGGGACUGGAAAACUGAGAAGUGGUAGAUUAUGUAACUGGACAGCUCAACAAGAGCUAGUAUUCUUUUUCCCCCACUCAUUUGUAAAUUUGCAGAACAAUUGACAUGAAUUUUUUUAAUCAUACGAAAGGGACAUCCUCAUUUCUUCAAUAAUUUGUAGUACCACCUCAAUUUAAAUGGAGCACUGAAUGGACAGCUAUCACCCAAAUUUGUUGUAAGUUCAUUCUGCAACGGCUCCCCUCUAAUGCUGUAGUCAGCUCUUCUUUUCAACUGUUGGGUCAUUAGCUUCUAUGAUUUUGAUUGUUUGUUCAAUGCUUUCAGCUUUGGUGGUGCAGAACAGAAGGGUCAGGGAAUAAUGGCAAAGUCCUACCCAUUAGAUAUUAAUAUUAUUAAAUGCUUAUUUCGGUAAUUUCAAAUUAUUUGAAUGAUGAUGAAACAAGUGUUUAUUUAUUUAUUUAUUAGUAUUACAUCCAUCUAAAUCAAAUUCCUUUUAUUAUAAUUAAAGACCUUACAAGUACGAAACUUGUUAUUUAAAAGUAACACAUAAGGAUAUAAGAUGGCCGAUGGUCAGAGUGAUGGUUAGUUUAUAGACAUUGGAUUCUUAACAAUUAGUUGGUCAUAAUUAGUAGCUGUGGUGGUUUUAAACGACUAACUCUGCAAAAUUGGGAAUGGUGUUCUUAUGUCCCAAACUUGCCAGACCUUCUUGACCAUUUUACCCAAUUUCUUUAAUGGACCGGAAGUAAGGUGAGUAACAUAUGGGGAUUAUUCUUUUACAGAAUGUAUGUACAAAACCUUUUGAUGAUUAACAAAGUACAUGCUGAAUGGAUGAUAGGUAAUAUUUAGGCAUACAUGAGCAAAAUGAUAAGUUAUCUGAUGUGACUGGGGGGUUGCUGCAGCAUACUCUAAACGAGGAAGAUAGAGAAUAGGAUAUGCACAUUUGUAUAUGAUAUGUACACACUAAUGAACAUAUACUGGGUCAAAUGUUGCUUACACAC